UGGAUUCUGGAUUUCGUCUCGUCGAUGUACCAUAAACAAAAAUGUCAGCGAUCCCGAUUUUUUUGUUUCUCGCUGCAUACCCCUCGUUAUACCUUAAUUAGAUCACACGAAUGAUAUAAAUUAAUGUUAGACGCUUUCUCUGGAGGUGUCGUUUGGGCUUUACGGCGUGCCUUUAUUAUUAAAUCGGCCAUAAUAAACGUGCGUUUAGUGUGCUUCGCGCCUGUCUACACCCGAUCUAUCUCAUUGUUUAUGUAUGGAGAGUAAACCUGGAAUUUUUGUAGCAUUCGUUUGUGAAGUUAAACGUUAAAUUAAUUUGGAGUAUUAUUAAACAUCGGUAGGGCCGGUUGUGACUAGAUAGUACCGCGAGCGUCUUAGACGCCAAGGUUCUAUAAGAUCUCUAUUUAUAAUAAUCACUCGAUCGUUUGCUGCAUAAUGACAUUCUUGUAAUGAAGUGCCAUUCCGUGAAUUUGUGGGACAUGUGCCAAUUAUUGCUCCCGUGACGGAAGGUUCGCGGACGGUUUUGUAUUUUCAAGUUGGCGAAGGCACGUAGGGGUAUGAUCAAGGAGAAGGAGAAGGGCGGUGGCGCCCGACUCAAAGACGAACCCAAUGAUCCGACGGAACCAGGUCAUGGGUCACGUCCGCCGUCAGCGUCGCUGCCGACGCCAGCGGCGUUAAAGAAGGACCCAGAUGAACCGACCCACAGGGUCAAGAUGGAACCCCACAGCCAGGGCGGGGGCGAAGACUCCGCGGGUGACCUCGGCGUGGACGGGAUCAAGACUGAAAUCGACGGCCUCAUGGACAGCGAUGGCGAUCCAACGAAAUCACCCCAGUGUGACCUUGGCGGUCCAGGAUCGAUGAAAUCUGAGAGACUUUCAUCAGACUCCAAUGAUAUUAUUGAUCCUCAAACAGGACUUAGAGGUUCUUCAGGAAAUUUACAGGAUGGCAAUCAAAACUGUCGCAAUCCGAACGGUCCCGACAUGGGGUCGUGUCGUAUGGGUAAUACAGGCCCCAUGGGGCCUGGGGUAUCAAUGGGACCCAUGUCAAGUGAGGCACAAACACUGCCAUCAAAUGUAAUAAGCAAACAGUCUGGUAGUAUGGAGCAGCAAAGUCAGAUCUUCGUGUUCUCAACGCUAUUGGCCAAUAAGGGAGCUGAGUCGGUUAUAUCUGGUCAGCACCACUCUAUUAUAGCGUAUCACUGUGCUCAGCCAGGGACUAAGAAAUAUUUGGAGAAACAUCCCCUUAAGAUGGGUCAGUUUAAUAAACAGAAUCCCGCGCAAUGGUUAAAUAAUCUUGCCAUGGCAAAAACUCGUGGCGGUAUGCGCGGUGGUCCGAACAUGAUGGGAGGCCCUAAUCAGAUGGGCCAUAUGAUGGGAGGUCCUAUAGGUCCCAAUAUGGGGCCGAUGGGGCAUAGCGGUAUGGGGCACAUGGGUCCGAACAUGAUGGGACCUAACCGUAUGGGCGGGCCCGGCAAUCAAAUGAUGAUGAUGAAAGGAGGGCCUGGACAAAUGGGACAAAUGGGUCCGGGUAUGGGACCCAUGGAUGGGUUUCCAGGGGGCACCCCGUCCUGUGGUGUCAUGGACGGCCUCGGUGCUGAUGGUGAAAUGCCCUGGGACACCAAAAACUCCUCCGUAAUGUCUAAUGGUAUGGCCAACGGACCCUCUCAGAUGCCGCCGUGUUCUGAAUCUGAAUCUGGGGACAAUCACUGCCAAUCGGGACAGAAAGUUUCCUCCGCAGGUGUUAAAAUACCAGACGAGAACCUCACGCCUCAGCAGAGGGCACACCGUGAGGAACAACUGGCUACUAUACGGAAAAUGCAACAAAUACUGUUCCCCGAGAGCGGCAGCAAUCACCAGUCCAACGACGGCAACCAACUACAGAACGACAUCAAUCCACCAAAUUCAACGGCCAACAUGAAUAUGCCGUUUCCACCGAUGUCUGCCCACGGGCCUAUGGGAUCGGGACCCAACGGACCUAUGGUGUCGAUGUCUAGUAGCAUGAAUAGCGGGCCUAGUUGUACCAUGUCUGGACCGAUGGGACCAAAUGGGCCGAUGGGACCUGGGCCUAUGGGGCCGGGCGGGCCGAUGGGUCCAAACGGUCCGAUGGGUCCAAACGGCCACAUGGGGAAUAUGGGCGGGCCGGGUAUGGGCAUGGGUGGACAUGGCUCUAUGGGCCCUAAUGGUAUGAUGGGUCCGAAUGGACCAAUGAUGCCGGGAAUGGGACCCAAUGGACCCAUGGGGCCGAUGGGACCUUGUGGCAUGAAAGGAAUAAGAGGAUCUUGCGGUGGACCGGAUAUGAAGUCAGGGAUGUGUACAGAUAUGCAUAUGGGUCGAGGUUGCGGCGGGCCGAUGGGAAAGCGUAUGCCAAACCCGAUGGGCGGUAUGGGCGGUCCAAAGCCAUGCAUGAUGGGUGGACCUCACAUGGGACCUAGGAUGAUGCAAGGACCUAAUCUUAAUACAAUGAACGGUGGUAUCAUGAUGGAGGGUGGUAUGAUGGGUGGUAUGGUCCAUGGGGACUGUGGCCCUGACCACCAUCUCAACAACGGACCAAUGUGUGAUGACUAUGGAGGGAGACGAAAUAUGGGUCCAAACGAUCCAGGCGGGAUGGGUCCAAAUCUGGGUCCCAAUCUAGGUCACAAAUCCCGAAGCCCUAAAUCACCAGCUGACAUCGACUGGCAGAAGUUGCAGAACCAGUUCUUCGAUGAUAAUAAAAAUAUGGACAAUGAACUCAGUACCCAAGUGAAAUCUCCGUGUUCUGAGCGAGGCGGCUGCCUGCCUCCUCCACCGUACGGAGCUUCGCCCCUUCACAGAUCUGCCUCAGUGCCUAUAGCGACCCAGUCGCCGUCUGGCGGUAUGAUGUCGUCGGAGGUGUCCCGCGCGGGCUCGGCGUUAUCAUCGCCCGCACACUGCAAGAAAAACGAUCCGCCCGAGAUAUUAGAGAAAUUGGAUGACGGAGUUUUCGUACGAACGCUCCAAUGCUUGGCUGCGCAGCAACAGAAGAACCAACAGGGUCAUAAGGAACCGAGUCUGAUGCCGGUGCCGUCACCACAACAGAUAUCGUAUCUCAACCAGUUCGAAGGUCAAGAGUUAACGAUACAAAAACAACCAAACACAUCACUCAAAGAUAACGGCCCGCCUUCUAACAGCGGGGGUCAAACGCCGCAGUCUAAUUCGAAUCAAAAGUCACCAGCUGGUAUGUUGCCCGGCACCCCUGAGGGUCAUUCGUCGCUUUCGGAACAACGCGCUGGGCGGUUCUCUAUGGAGCAGAGUCCUGGCUUCAACAAUCCCCAAACGCCAACCGGUCCCAAUAAAUGCGCACAGGAUGAAAAAUCCCGACCCAGUCCAUCAUCGAACAGGUCAAGUCAGGACAGUGCGUCCAAGACCCCUCAGAGGGAAGGUCGGGAGGGUCCGUCACUCAGUCAGGGACCUUACGCGCCCUCCUCCACCGCCAAGAGCAGCUGUAGUGUAGUAUCAGCCCCCUCCCACUCCGACGACACCAUGGCUUCCAACACUGAGACGACGUUAUCGGGCGGUCCGAACAGCACGAGCCUGCCGGGACCGUUCCCAGGUCCCUGUAGUAUGAACAGGCCUGAUAACAUUCCUAUCAACCCUAACCAGGGUCCAAAUGGCCCCAUGGGUACUUCUACGUCUUCCUUCGAUCCCAUAUCGUCGCUGGCUCAAAUGUCUCAGCAGCUGACCAACACUGUGGGCGGAGGGGGUCCGGGACCCAUGGGGCCUUCCCCCGGCAGUAUGGGUCCUUUCGGCUCUGGACCUCACCACAUGCAGCAUCACCACUCCAUGCACCCGCACUCACAUCCACACAUGAUGAUGAAUGAUUUAGGUUGCCACAUGGACAACAUGGGAGGGCCAAUGGAAGGUAUGAUGAGCGGAGGGGACUUCACUCCAGACAUGAAUCUAAGUCCGAAAAUGAGCGGCGGUCCCAUGGGAGGGCCAAUGGGUCCCAUGGGCCCCGACGCUUCCAUGAUGGGUCCCCGAAUGGGUGGUCCCGGCAAAAUGCCGCCUUUCAACGGCGCCAAUGUGCAAGUUAAAGCGAGCGCACCCAACACCAUACAGUAUUUACCGACGCGGCCACAGAUGGCGUGCAACCAGGGUCCACGGGGUCCACCCAGUCUGGACUUCCUACAGCGAGUCACGAAUCCUAUGCAGAUGGAGGGCGGUAAGGGCGUGCAGUACUUCCCCGACGGCGGGAUGAGGGGUGUGAUGCGCGCGCCUGGCAUGCUGCGGAUGCCGCAUUAUCCGGCCGGCUUCAAUUCACCGCCCAAAAUGGCCGGCGAACCUUUCCCGCCCAGCCCGAUGUGCGGGCCGGGUUUCCGCGGUGUGAAGGGCGGCGUACGGAUGGGGACCGCUCAACCUCUGCCCCCGUCCAUGGGCGGGCCGGGUCCAGCUUUCAAGGGCAACUUCCCGGUCCCGUCCACCGCUGACCCCAACUACGCGGCCCAGUUCCACAACUUCCAGCAGCAGCUGUACGCGACUGGGUCCCGCGGGGCCCAACCGCAUCCCGGCUACCCCCCCUACCAGCCGUCCAAGUGAUGACGCGACCCCGUAAUGAAAUCGAAGAUCCUACUAGUGACGUCACUCACGCCGUACACAGUCGUGGAACUCGUCGGCUCCGAUGUUCUAGGUCUCUUGACUGAAUCAGAAUUGGUUUAGGGAAUGUGGAUGUUUUUUUUGUACAAACUGUACAAAACUAGAUGUGUUAUCUCGUAGUCUACAUAAUUUAAAGUACAGCUAGGCAUAUUUCGCUGAUGGCAAUAACAUAGAUUUAUCUUUUUUUUUUAAUACGCCGGCACGCCAGAGUUUCAGUGUAUUGGUUCCUUUUACUUAGCUAUUUUUUUUUAUAUAUGAUUCCUAUGCACACAGAUAUCUAGUCAAUUUUGAAAUUAAUGUCCGAUCCUGUGUUAAAGUGUAUGUUGCAGUCGAGUCCAAAGUCCGGUCGCCUCCGACGACGCUGAAGUACAUUGUUUUAUGUAACCGUAUUAUUUUGUCCAAUUUAGAUUUAAAUAUAUAUUAGGGAAAAUGGUUUAACUUAAUUUUGGCUGACAGGCCAGUAUGGACCCUGGAGCAUUAUGGUACUUUAUUGUAAUAUUUUAUUGAUUUUGAUCUGAUAGCAAUGUUUUUCUGUCUUCCAUACCUUCAACUUAGUGUAAUAAUAAGGCUGAGAGGCGUCUCUUCAGAAACAUUACGAAAAAUCAUUAUAGAUCGAUCUUAGUCUUACUUUUUAAUGAACGUACUUAAAAUCUGAUGCCAUAUUAUUUGCCACCUGAAUUUAAUUUCGUGAUAUGUUUGAAAUUUCUUAUUUAAUUUAUUUUUUUUUAACAUUGAACAACGCCAGUAUGUUUUGGAAUGCUACAUUUUUAGUACAUAGACAUAACGCUAGGCUAGUUAGCACAUUGUGGACUACACAGUGGCCUUUUUAAUGCCUUUUAUACGAAGCAAUGAACCCCGGGUACACGCGUAUUGCCCAAGAAAAUAUAUCCUUAUGAGAUUAAAUGUCGGUGUAAGAUUUUUAUAUAACACGACACGUCGGUCGCCAGUCCGGAUGACGUGUCGCGCGAAUGUGUUUCUGUAGAUAUUCUAGAAAAAAAAUAUGCACAAUUACAUCGCUCGUCGACCGACUUGUCGUGCCGUCACCGCACACGACAUUACAACGGCGCGGCAAUCUUGUGAGAUACAACACACCAGUCCAGUUAAAACACCCGCUAGAAAUUAGAUAGAAUUAAAUUUAACUGUAAUUAUAAUGUUAAGGUAAAGAAUGGUUCUUGUUUUAGCGUAAGUGAAGAGUAAUGAUAUAAAAAUAGUUUGUGUAAUAUUAUUGUAAGAGAGGAAAUUAAGAUGCAAACUAUUGGUUGUGAUUCUGACACAAUUUGUUAAGUUGUUUGUAGAUUUGUCACAGUAUAUUGUGGGAAUUCAACUUACUUUAUGAUAAGGCCCUUUUUUAUUUUUUAUUAUUUUUGUUUUUUUGGACAUUUUUACUUGUCGUUCUCGUUUGUACAUCGCUAACAAUAAUUGUACAGAGUACUUUUGGACUUAAUUUAAGGCAAUAAAUGUAUUUAUUUUAUAACUCGUGAUGUAAGAAUUUAUUCUUAAUUAUUAUAAAAAAAUAUAUAAUAUGCUUGUAAA
Danaus plexippus (monarch butterfly) is the source of this 6137-nucleotide messenger RNA. Its product is annotated as collagen alpha-1(I) chain-like. The record is from RefSeq and is a predicted model, not a curated record. The coding region runs from base 555 to 4547 and encodes 1330 amino acids. NCBI's taxonomy places the organism in Eukaryota, Metazoa, Arthropoda, Insecta, Lepidoptera, Nymphalidae. The transcript is spliced from 20 exons.